CCGGAACCAUUUGUAUCGCUUCUGUAUGUUCCUUCCGGACUGAUAACAGUGUGAAACCACCGAGAUGGCGCGAGCGUCCAAGUCAGCUGUGGUGCUUUGCAUGAAUGUGGGCUUCUCUAUGAGUAACUCAUCCCUUGGUGAGGAAGCCCCAUUCCAUCAAGCUAAGAAGCUCGUUCAGAAAUUCAUCCAGCGCCAGGUCUUUGCUGAAAGCAAAAAUGAGUUGGGAAUUGUGCUUUUCGGGACAGAAGACACCAAGAAUCCACUUGCUCAAGAUGACCAAUACCAGAACAUCUGCAUAUACCGACAUCUGAUGAUGGCUGACUUUGAGCUGCUGGAGGAUAUUGAGCAUAACCUUCAGCCUGGUGGUCAGAAUGCUGACUGGCUUGAUGCUCUCGUUGUAUGCAUGGAUCUUCUCCAAAAGGAAACCAUGGGGAAAAAGUAUGAAAGGCUGAAUAUCGUCGUGCUCACCGACCUCAGCACAUCAGCCUGUGCAGAUCAGCUAGACACCAUCAUUGGCAACUUAAAGCGUGCUGGCAUCACCUUGCAGUUCUUCCUGCCGUUCCCUGUGGAUGCAGAUGAAGUGGGUGCUGGAGAUGCAGACAGACCAGAUAUGAGGCGUCCACCCCAAAGUGGAAAAGGUCUGAGCAGGGAGCAGAAGCAGGGGCUGAAGAUGGUCAGGCAGGUCAUGGCUUCUCUGGAUGAAGAAGAUGGCCUAGACGAGGUUCACACUUUCAGUGAUGCUCUGGAGAAGCUGUCCAUCUUUAAGCAGAUUGAGAGACGACCGAUGGCUUGGCCCUGUCAGCUUACUAUCGGAAGCUCCCUAUCCAUCCGCAUCAUCGGAUACAAAGCUGUGUGUGAGGAGAAGAUUAAGAAGAACUGGGCUGUAGUAGAUGCUGAGAGUCACCAGAAAGAUGACGUAAAGAGAGACACAGUCUACUGCCUCAACGAUGACAAUGAGACUGAAGUGCAGAAAGAUGACGUCAUUCAGGGUUUCCGUUACGGGAGUGACAUUGUACCAUUCUCCAAAGUUGACCAAGAGCAAAUGAAGUACAAGUCAGAUGGAAAAUGCUUUGCUGUUCUUGGGUUCACCAAACAGGAGCUGGUUCAUCGGCAUCAGUUCAUGGGUCAGCAGGUUGUUAAGGUUUUUGCUGGCAAAGAUGAUGAGCAUGCAGCUGUUGCGCUCUCAGCUCUGAUUCACGCUCUGGACAGUCUAAAGAUGGUGGCUAUUGUUCGUUAUGUUUAUGACCGCCGCAGCAACCCACAAGUGGGUGCAGCUUUUCCUUGCGUCAAAGACAAAUACGAGUGCUUGGUAUACGUGCAGUUGCCAUACAUGGAGGACCUCCGGCAGUACAUGUUUCCUUCACUGGAGAACAAGAAGAAAUUAGUUCCAUCAGAGGCUCAGCUGUCAGCAGUGGACAAUCUCAUCAGCUCUAUGAUGCUGGUAGAGGAGGGUGAAGAUGGAGAGAUGGAGGACAUAUUCAAAGUCAACAAAAUCCCCAACCCACAGUUUCAGAGACUCUUCCAGUGCCUUCAGCAUCGCGGUUUGAACCCAGAUGCACCCCUGCCGCCUAUGGAGCCUUGGCUGAAGCGGAUGCUGGAUCGUCCCCAAGCCGUCUCUGCUCGCUGCCGGGCUCCUCUGCAGGAGAUGAAGAAACUUUUCACACUGAAGGAGGUGGUGCAAAAGAAGGGCCAGAAGACCAGUGCUGAUGUGUUUGGGAAAAGCACCGAGGAACCAGAUACUAAGAAGUUCAAAAUGGAUGAAGGGGAGAAGUUCAGCCUAGCAGAGACUUCUGAGGGAAACGUUACCUCUGUGGGCAGCGUGAACCCUGCGGAAAACUUCUGCACUUUAGUUCAAAAGAAGACCAUUCCCUUUGAUCAAGCAUGCAAGCAGCUCACCCACAGGAUGGAGCAGUUGCUGGGCAACAGGAGCACCGACUAUUACAUGAAGACCAUCGCAUGUAUCCAGGCCUUCAGAGAGCAGUCCAUUAAGGUAUCAAAUGCAAACCUCUUCAACAGCUACAUGCAGUCUCUGAAGAACAGCGUUUCAGACAAAAAUCUUCAGGUAUUCUGGGAUCUGCUCGUUGCAGAUUCUAUAAUGCUAAUCAGCAAGGAUGAGGUGGAUAGCAGCACAGUGUCCAAGCAAGAGGCUAACCAGUUUUUGACUUUUGAAGAAAAACAGGAAGUAGCGGCUGCUCCUUCUCACGAGGACGCAGGAGACGUGGAUGAUUUGCUGGACAUGAUGUGAACCUAGAAUGUCCAUCCAUGUUGCCUUGGGCUCCAGUUGAUGCUGAGGUCGCAGUAAUGUUUGCACUUUUUUGUAUUAACAAGACACAUGUACCAAAAUUAAAAGAUUGAAACAAAAA
Molecule: messenger RNA, 2363 nt
Organism: Tachysurus vachellii
Lineage: Eukaryota; Metazoa; Chordata; Actinopteri; Siluriformes; Bagridae
Gene: xrcc5
Product: X-ray repair complementing defective repair in Chinese hamster cells 5
Exons: 21
Coding region: 65-2245 (726 amino acids)
Biological process (GO): cellular response to gamma radiation; double-strand break repair via nonhomologous end joining; DNA recombination
Cellular component (GO): nucleus; Ku70:Ku80 complex
Molecular function (GO): damaged DNA binding; telomeric repeat DNA binding; double-stranded DNA binding
Source: RefSeq, a predicted model, not a curated record